AUGCGUGUCGCCGGUAGAUGUGUCAGUGGUGAAGAAGAGACAAUGUCUCCAGCUCAGUGUUUGAGAGAGUUGGUCACGGAGCAACUAACUGCUGCUGCUGAUCAAAUAUUGAGAGUGUAUGAAAAACCUGUCGUCGAGUACGAGGAAGAGAUCGACCGUCAGCGCAGACUGCUGGACAUGGUCUGGAGACCCGAGAGGAAGCUCCACAGGACCCAGCUCCCACAGCAACAUGUCUGUAAGGAGGAGGAGGUUCUCUCUGAGCAGCAGCUCUGUGACCAAGAGGAGCCAGAGCCUCCACAGAUGAAAGAGGAACAGGAAGAACCAGUCAGCAGUCAGGAAGGAGAGCAGCACGUACUGAAGCAGGAGACUGAGGCCUUUAUGUUGACUCCUACUCAUGAGGAAAAUGAGCACAGUGAACCAGAACCAAACAGUGACCAGCAGCUCCUCUCUCACUACUCUCAUGUAGCUGAGAGCAAAGAUCAGAGAGGAAGUGAACAUGUGGAGCCAGGAUCAACUAGAAAUGAAGAGACAAAGAGAAAAAAGAGACGUCACAAUAAUACAAGUCACAGUGACAAUGUAGACAUCUCUCCGACAACAAAGAGUCACUGUAACACUCACACCGAGUUUGUUAACAAGCAACUAACUGCAGCUGCUGAACAAAUAUUCAUAUUCUUUGAAAAAACUUUCGUUGAGUACCAGGAAGAGAUCGACCGUCAGCGCAGACUGCUAGAUAUCGUUUUGAAACCUGACAUAAAGCUCCACAGGACAGAGAUCCCACAGCAACAUGUCUGUAAGGACGAGCCAGAGCAACCACCUGCGGCUGAUGAGGAAAAACAGUUAGUCACUGAGAAUAUUAUCAUCAAGUUCAAUGAAGACAUUCAUCAGCAGCGCAGACUGCAGGAUUUCGUCUGGAAACAUGAGAGAAAUCUCCACAGGACACAGCUCCCACAGCGACAUGUCUGUCAGGAGGAGGAGGUUCUCUCUGAGCAGCAGCUCUGUGACCAGGAGAGGAACUCCAGUCUGGACCAAGAGGAACCAGAGCCUCCACAGAUGAAAGAGGAGCAGGAGGAACCAGUCAGCAGUCAGACAGGAGAACUGCUUGUACUGAAGCAGGAGGCUGAGACCUUUAUGUUGACUCCUACUCAUGAGGAAAGUGAGCACAGUGAACCAGAACCAAACAGUGACCAGCAGCUCCUCUCUCACUACUCUCAUGAAGCUGAGAGCCAAGAUCAGAGAGGAAGUAAGCAUGUGGAGCCAGGAUCAACUAGAAAUGAAGAGACAAAGAGAAAGAAGAGACGUCACAAUAACACAAGUCACAGUGACAAUGUAGACAACUCUCCGACAACAAAGAGUCACUGUAACACUCGCACAGAUAAGAAGCCGUAUACUUGCAAGGAUUGUGGGAGAGCUUUUAGAUUCCGUAGUACCUUAAAGGUCCACAUGAGAGCUCACACAGGUGAGAAACCGUAUUCUUGUGAAACAUGUGGGAAAGGUUUCAGCGUUAAGUCAGCUGUGAUCGUCCACGUAAGAACUCACACAGGUGAGAAGCCUUAUUCUUGUGAAACAUGUGGAAAAUGUUUCAAACAGAGUGGUGAGUUGAGGGUUCACAUGAGAAUGCACAAAGGUGAGAAGCCAUAUUCUUGUGAAACAUGUGGGAAAUGUGUCAGUACGGGAUCAAACUUAAAUUUGCAUAUGAGAGUCCACACAGGUGAGAAGCCUUAUUCUUGUCAAACAUGUGGGAAAGGUUUCAGCGCUAAGUCAGAUAUGUUGAUCCACGUAAGAACUCACACAGGUGAGAAGCCUUAUUCUUGUGAAACAUGUGGGAAAUGUUUCAAUCGGCGUGAGAAGCUGAAUGUUCACAUGAGAGUCCACACAGGGGAGAAGCCAUAUUCUUGUGAAACAUGUGGGAAAUGUUUCAGUCAGAGAUCAAACUUAAAAUCUCACAUGAGAGUCCACACAGGUGCGAAGCCAUAUCCUUGUGAAACGUGUGGGAAAGGUUUCAGCACUAAGUCAGAAAUGUUGGUCCACGUAAGAACUCACACAGGUGAGAAGCCUUAUUCUUGUGAAACAUGUGGGAAAUGUUUCAGCACUAAGUCAGAUAUGUUGGUCCACGUAAGAACUCACACAGGUGAGAAGCCUUAUUCUUGUGAAACAUGUGGGAAAUGUUUCAAUCGGCGUGAGAAGCUGAAUGUUCACAUGAGAGUCCACACAGGGGAGAAGCCAUAUUUUUGUGAAACAUGUGGGAAAUGUUUCAGUCAGAGAUCAAACUUAAAAUCUCACAUGAGAGUCCACACAGGUGCGAAGCCUUAUUCUUGUGAAACAUGUGGGAAAUGCUACCGGACGCGAUCAACCUUAAAAUCACACAUGAUAAUUCAUACAGAUUAAAAGUUGUAUACUUACUGAACUUGUGGCGGAACUUUCACACUCGGUGCUGAAUCGACAGUGAACAUGAGAAAGAGCCACACUGGUGAGAAACCACAUCACCACAACACCUGCGGGAAAAGAUGCUUCAGUGUGUCUCAGUAAGGAAGUCACAUGAGAUCACAGACAGUACAGUGACAUACCUUGUUUAUAAAAUAUGUGGGAGAGAUUCAGUUGUAGUGGUUCAUGGACAGAACACAAGAAACCACAGAAGUGAAGAGCCCCACAAUCACAGCUGAUGUGCUCAAAGUUUGAAUUUCCACAUGAGCAAACGUGAAAAUGAAAUUUGUAUGGAGACGAGUUCAUCUUCAUUUGACCCUGUGACUCAUAUUUCUGUUUGCAGCAGUAUUUCUUCGACUGUAACCUUCCAAAUCUUCACAGUGACUUUAUAGAUCAUACAAAUGUUAUUAGGGCUCUUAAAUAACUAUUUCUGUAUAAUAUUUCUACCCUCCACCUCAGUUAUAUGAGUGGACCGUGAACUCUGAUGCUGAACCUGAGAAUCUCCAGUUCUGUUGCGUCACUCAUUUCGUCAUCAUUUUGCCUCCAACAUGUCCUUUCAUUUUUUUAUUUCAUGUUUUUUUCUAAUAACUGUUUAAUUUGACUUAAUGUAUAAUUUGUUUUGGUGUGAUCUUGUGGUUGAUGAAUAUAUAUAACUAAUUGUGUCUUAUGUUGUUUUUAUGUUUUUUUAGCCACAAACUGAGAGCAAUUUUUCUGUCACUGUGAUAGUCUAUGAAGUUUUUUUUAAAUUGAAUUGAAUUGU
Messenger RNA from Scophthalmus maximus (turbot), 3181 nucleotides. Its product is annotated as zinc finger protein ZFP2-like. The record is from RefSeq and is a predicted model, not a curated record. Gene Ontology annotation, biological process: negative regulation of transcription by RNA polymerase II; regulation of cytokine production; regulation of immune system process. The coding region runs from base 1 to 2385 and encodes 794 amino acids. NCBI's taxonomy places the organism in Eukaryota, Metazoa, Chordata, Actinopteri, Pleuronectiformes, Scophthalmidae. The transcript has 4 exons.